This is a messenger RNA of Symbiodinium necroappetens, 779 nucleotides long. The record is from the annotation of a GenBank genome assembly. NCBI's taxonomy places the organism in Eukaryota, Dinophyceae, Suessiales, Symbiodiniaceae.
GUGGCGAUCCAGAAAGAUGGCUCCGGCUACAGGCUGCACGUGGCUACGUGCAGGAAUGGCUGGCCAAGAAGGAGCAAGCGGCCGAAGAUCCGCUGAGCAAGGCCAAGGGCCGUGUACCUUGGCUCGGGUGCUAUUGUGCUGUAUGCUCACCGUAUAUCAUCAAGAUGGCCAACUGCAAAGCCUGCCUGGGGGCUGCUGCUGGUGGUGGGCACUCUUGCAAGGUGCUGAGCCAGAUGAGUGGCAGGUUCAGCAGAGAAGCCAAAGCUUUCAUGGUGAUGAAGAUCAGCCAUGAGGAAAUGACGGAGCAGGGGGCCAUCAGCGAGUGGCGCCGCAAACAAAUGAUCGACAAAGAGGCCCACAAGGAGUUGGCCAAAAUGGAGACCCAGAAGCGAAAGAUUGAGCGCGAGCAGGCGGAGUUGGAUGCAUCCAACUCCGCCUGCUCGCGGUCAUCUUUCGCUUCUGGGUCUCCAUUUUGGCCAGAGAUGGCUGAUGAUCUGUUUGAGGCCAAGCACUUCCAACAGUCGCCAGCCAAGAUGCAGCGGCUCGCAGGCCUCGGCUCAGCGAGCGAAGAACACCUUGCAAUCCCUUCAUUCGAGCGGCUUAGGUUCGGAGGUUUAGGAGACCGUCUUCGGUUUAGGGCUUGGGGUUCAGUGUCGAGAGUUGUUUCGGGCCCGGUCCUCUGGAAAUUCUUGACAGCACCGUUCAAGACAGGCUCACCUUCAGAAUUGGGUGCUUGUGCGGAAAUCCGACACCCUAAGGCGUCGCAAGUCAAGUGGUGA